AUGGGAUCCUCUGCGAUGCCUGCGUUUGCCGACGUUCUCUCUAUGGUCGCCUCGAUUCCUGAUGAAUGUCAUCAGAGACGUGUGACCCAUUGGGCCAAGGAGAAAUAUAAGGUUGAGGGAGAGUUGGAGGAGAAGGUGGAGAGAUUGGAGAAGACGUUGGCGAAUCGCGACUUUAAAGUGAAGAAUUUGGAGCAGGAUAUUCAUAAUCCGGGGAAGACUAGAAAUCGAGUUAGACUAGAAAUCGAGUUAGACUCAGGCAAUUUUGAUAUGAACGCCAAGUUGCUCCAGAACGUCCAAGUGGCCUACAACACCAUCAAGAAGGAUUUCUCGACAUCCGAGAAGAAAGUCCGUAUUCUCGAGGGCCAAAUCGAAGCGAUGGAGAAAGAUAUUCUCGAGAAGAACCAGGCGAUCAAGGCGAUUCUCAGUGAGUCGGAUGAUCUCCAGAAGCAAUUGGAGGAUUCUGAGAAGAAGAACGUCUUCUAUGAGAAGGAGAUCACCAAGUUGUUAGAUGAGAAGGAGCAGUUGUUGGAGGCUGCCAAGAAGGAAGAAGAGUCUUCAGAUGAGUCUUCAGACGAUUCUGAUGACGAUUCUUCUGAAGAUUCUGACGAUGAUUCCGAGAGUUCCGAUGAGUCGGAAGAUUCCGACGACGACGACGAUGACCAGACUCGAUUCGUCGCCGCUGCCACGUUGCUCCGCCGAAUGGAGUCGACAAUCGAGAAACUUGAGGCUUCGGAGGAAAAAGUCAAGAAAUUGACAGAAGAGUUGGAAUCUGUUAAAAAAGAGCAACAAGAAAUGGAGACAGCAUUCACUGACCGUCACACUAAAUUAGCGGAGCUCGCCACUGAUUCACAGGCAAAAUACGAGAAAUGCGAGCAGAGCAAGAAGGAAAUGCAUCUUCAAUGGUCUAAAAAAUUGGAUGCCGAGAGACUUUUGAAGGAGAAAGCUCUGAAAGAUGUUUCUUCGGCAACUCGAACAAUUGACUACAUGAAAAAGAUCAUGCACGCGGAGAACACCAAAUUCCAAUCGAUGAUCGAUGAAGCUGAGAAGAAACAGCUCUCGAUUACUGAGGAGUUGAAGGUUACUAGAGAUCAGAAACUCGCAUUGGAAAGAAAAUUUAAGAAACUCGACGAUGAUUACAAAGCGAAGAGAGCUACCAUUGCUGAGAAAGAUCUACUGCUUUUUAUCCAAAGGAACACCCUAAAGGAGCUCCGGGAGUCGGAGAGAAACCAAUGCGAUCAACGAUUGGCUUCUCAAGACAAAUUGGUGGCUCAAAUGGAGAAGACGUUCGAACUUCAAGAGGAAAUCAAGAAGUUGAAUGAUAAGAUUGAGAAUCUGGGGGUGGAGAAUAUUGAGUCUGAAGAUGAAGAGGAAGAAGAAGUUAAAGAAGAAGUUAAAGAAGAGAAGGAGCAAAAAGAAGAAGACAAGGAACAAGAAGUUGAAGAGAAGAAGGUGGUUGAUGAGGAAGAGUACAACUCGGACAGCUCAUUCGAGCCAAUCGACGAAGCCGAUCUCUACGAUUAA
Molecule: messenger RNA, 1521 nt
Organism: Caenorhabditis remanei
Lineage: Eukaryota; Metazoa; Nematoda; Chromadorea; Rhabditida; Rhabditidae
Exons: 4
Coding region: 1-1521 (506 amino acids)
Source: RefSeq, a predicted model, not a curated record